CAUAAUUUUAUUCAAUUUUAGCUGCUAUAACUUCAAUUCAUGGGGCCACAUAAUUUUGUUCUUGUUCCACACACAUAGUACGUAUAUGCAACUCUUUUAAGUAGAUGAAGCCGAAAACACAAACAUCACUUGCUCAAGGAAAAAUAAAAUGUUCGAACGUAAAGUAAUUAGUGGUAAAUUCCUUGUAUUUAUUCUAUUACUAUGCAUCGAAUAUUGUCGUGUAUUUAGUUCCGGAGAUGAAGUAAUUGAGUGCAUGGAGAGUGAGAGAGAAGCUCUUCUCGGAUUCAAGAAAGACCUGAUACAUUCCGGUGAUAUUCUUUCGUCGUGGGGAAUUGAAGAUGAUAAAAGGGAUUGCUGCAAAUGGGAAGGCGUUGAGUGUAGCAACAUCACGGCUCACGUGAUUCGUCUACGGCUUGAUUUUUUCCGACUCGUAGGUAACAAUAUCAGUUCUUCUUUGCUUGAGUUGCAUUAUCUGGAAUAUUUGGAUUUGAGUUACAACGAUUUUGGAGGGAAUGUUGGCUCCAUGAAACAGUUACGACACCUCAGUCUCGUUAGCUCCAAUUUUUCUGGGGUAAUUCCUCCUCAACUAGGGAACCUUUCGAACUUAAGGACCCUUGAUCUCUCCCUUAAUAAUUUACGGUCCGAGAAUCUCGAUUGGCUUUCUCACCUUUCGUUGUUGUCUCGGCUUGAUUUAACUGGUUCCAACUUGAGCGAUACCAAUUGGCUCCAUCAUAUAUUAAAGCUUCAUUCUCUCGAGGAAUUGUUGUUGUCUAACUCAAACAUUCAAGAUGUACUUGUUACUACAUCUUCUGUUGUUGAUGAUGAUUAUCUCUUUGUUAAUUCUUCUUCUCUAUUUCUUUCUGUCAUUAAUCUAUCGGAGAAUAACCUCACUUGUAGUCAUGCAAUUGAGUGGUUAUUUAGACCGGAUCGUCUGAGGGAAUUGUAUCUUGGUGGCAAUAAAUUGAAAAGGUUGCCUGCAAGUCUUGGCAAGUUUUCCAAGCUCGAGACUUUGAACGUCAGUUUUAAUUCAUUGCAAGGCGAAAUAACCGAAUCCAACUUAACGAGACUUCAUAGAUUGAAGUGGUUGGAUUUGUCCUCCAAUUCAUUGACGUUUCACAUUAGCCCUGGUUGGACUCCUCCUUUUCAGCUAGAUUAUCUAAGUCUAUCCGGUUCCAACACGGGCCCGCAUUUCCCGAAAUGGAUUCGAACUCAGAGUAACGUUAAUUCGCUCGAUCUUUCUGGUAAUAAUAUAUCUGGUGAAUUGCCUAAAUGGUUUUGGAGUUUGUCUCCUUCACUACGAGCCUUAAAUCUCUCCCAUAACCAGAUAAGUGGUACGAUUCCUCAUUUUAUCUCAUCAAAACUAACAAGUAUAGACGUUAGUUUCAACAACUUUUCGGGUCAUAUACCAUUAUUACAUCCCAAUAUCGAGACUUUCCAACUCUCUCAGAAUAUGUUUUCAGGUUCGAUUUCAUCUAUAUGCACUACUACAACUACCCUGGAACUGUUUUCGCUUGACCUAUCGAAUAACCAGUUAACAGGAGAGAUUCCCAAUUGUUGGGAGUACAUGUAUCAGUUAACAUUUCUCAAUUUGGGUAACAAUUAUUUUUCUGGUGAAAUUCCACGUACUUUGGGCUCCGUCUCGAGUCUCAAGGUAAUGCGCUUGCGCAAUAACAACUUGUGGGGGGAGUUGCCUUCAACUUUGAAUAAUUGCCAGCAAUUGGAAUUGAUUGAUAUCGGAGGAAACAUCUUAACGGGAAACAUCCCUUCAUGGAUAAGUGCAUUCUCUCAAGACAUGGCAUAUCUAAUCUUGAAUGAAAACAGAUUUUACGGUUCUAUCCCUCCGGAAAUAUGCAAUCUUACUCGGAUCCAUGUGUUGGACCUUUCUAGAAACAAUUUCUCAGGACAAAUUCCACACUGCUUCAAUAGUUUUACUGAAUUGCUUGACAAGGGGACAACUAACGGUCAAGAUCUCUUGUCGUAUUACUAUUACGUUGAGUCUGCAUCGGUUCAAUGGAAAGGUCGGGAGUCCAUGUACAGAAAAAGAACUUUGAGACUGCUUAAACUGAUUGAUCUUUCAAGCAAUAAAUUAGUCGGAAAUAUUCCUGAAAUAAUUUCGUCUCUCAAGGGAUUAAUUUCCUUAAACCUCUCGAGAAAUAGCCUGACAGGAAACAUAAAUCCGGACAUUGGUCAAAUGGAGGUGUUAGAAGUUCUUGAUCUAUCCAGAAACCAACUCUCCGGCACAAUACCAAUCAGCAUGGCGCAAUUGCAUUCUUUGGCUGUUCUUGAUUUGGCGAACAACAAUUUAUCAGGCAAAAUCCCAUCAAGUACCCAACUACAGAGCUUCAAUGAGUUUUCCUAUGCCGGAAAUCCCAAACUAUGCGGGCCCCCUCUCGCGUCUUGCCCGGGAGACAAACUAAUCCCGGACACCACCGAUCAAGGGAAACGUAAUAACAAAGAGAUCAAAGACGAUGAAGAUGAUGGUGGCUUUAUUCUGACGAGGAUAUCUUUUUGGAAAGAGGUUGGAAUAUCAAUUGUCUUCGGUUUUAUUGUUGGGUUUUGGGGAUUUGUUGGUUCUUUGUUUGUCAAGAGAUCAUGGAGAAUUGCAUAUUACAACUUCUGGGGUCGUGUCGGAGAUUGGUUCUAUGUUACUACAAUUGUGUUUUUCAGAAAACUUAGGCGCGCCUAAAUUGAUCAAGGUUGUAUGCCUUGGAGCGCGAGCUAGAGGUGUGGACUAAACACCAGAGCUGGUACCUUGGUCUAAAUAACUGUAACAUAUAUGUCUUUUUUCAUGGUACCUUGUUCUUCUAUAUUUUAAAUCGUAGUCUUUUUCUCUGCUUUGAUUACCGGUGACUUGUUUAGUAAAUUGUGGUCUAUUUUGGGUGGU
Messenger RNA from Erythranthe guttata (spotted monkey flower), 2884 nucleotides. Its product is annotated as receptor-like protein EIX2. Gene Ontology annotation, molecular function: protein binding. Lineage: Eukaryota; Viridiplantae; Streptophyta; Magnoliopsida; Lamiales; Phrymaceae. The record is from RefSeq and is a predicted model, not a curated record.